Molecule: messenger RNA, 993 nt
Organism: Rhagoletis pomonella (apple maggot)
Lineage: Eukaryota; Metazoa; Arthropoda; Insecta; Diptera; Tephritidae
Exons: 1
Coding region: 1-993 (330 amino acids)
Biological process (GO): DNA integration
Molecular function (GO): nucleic acid binding
Source: RefSeq, a predicted model, not a curated record
AUGGAGCUGGUGCACGUAGAUAUCGCUGGACGCUGUAAUGGAAACUACUACUUCGUGAUAAUUGAUGCCUACUCUAAAUGGCCAGAGAUUUUUCCAACCGCUAGCAUAACCUCAUCAGUGAUUAUACAAAAAUUGGAUGAGACAUUUGCAAGGUAUGGGAAUGGUGACACCAUCGUAUCUGACAAUGGAACACAAUUUGUGAGCGCACAAUUCCAACAAUUUUUGAAGAUGCGAGGAGUGAAUCACGUCAGAACAGCCCCAUAUCACCCACAAUCCAACGGACAGGUAGAACGGUUCGUGGAUACUCUAAAGAGAGCGCUAACUAAGCUUAAAAGCGCGGGAACGAGUGUAGAGAACUUACAAACAUUUCUACAAACGUACAGGUCCACUCCAACCGCGAAUGUACCGAACGGUGAAACACCAGCAGAAGCAUUCUUAAAAAGAAAAAUUAAAACAUCGUUGCAAAGGAACGCAAAGCAAGAGCAACAAUUUAAUACGAAGCACGGUGCGAAGCCAAGACACCUGGCAGCAGGGGAUUUGGUUUAUAUUGGAACAUAUAAGAAUAACAAAAAUCGUUGGGCACCAGGUACCAUUAUCGAGGCACCAAUUCGAGCGCAUAUAAAUCAGUUGAAAAUACGACUUGCUGACAAGGGACCACCGUCUACGGAUGUUACAAGGUUUUUAUGUGACAGUUUCGAUCUCUACCAAGUACCACGGCACCGUCAACAAGCGGUAGAUAAUGGUGACUUACGUCAACCUCCAGAAUCGUCAGAAAAGCAUGACCGACUUGAGGUUCCAGUACAGUUACAGGAUCCCGAGAGGGUCGCAGUAGAGGAUCCAGCUGGUCCAGAUAGAUUUUCUACCCGAAAUGCGCUAGAGAGGCAACCGGCAAGCGAAGCGAGACCGGGCCGAAUAAACAAUACGCCGACGUGGAUGAGUGACUAUGACGUUUCUAAACAAGGAGGGAUGUUGCGGAUAUUGCAUACCUAUUGA